GUGAGCCCAGCGGCGACAACGGCAACAUGGCCCUGAACGGCGCUGGUGAGGACUUGGGUUACGGGGGCCUGUGGCUGCGGGGCGCGGGAGCCUGCUCGCUCCGGCAAGAUCCCGGUCCCUUGUGCCUGUCUUCCCCAGAAGUCGACGAUUUCUCCUGGGAGCCCCCGACUGAGGCGGAGACGAAGGUGCUGCAGGCGCGACGGGAGCGACAGGAUCGCAUCUCCCGGCUCAUGGGCGACUACCUGCUGCGCGGUUACCGCAUGCUGGGCGAGACGUGCGCGGACUGUGGGACGAUCCUUCUCCAAGACAAACAGCGGAAAAUCUACUGCGUAGCUUGUCAGGAGCUCGACUCAGACGUGGAUAAAGAUAAUCCGGCUCUGAAUGCCCAGGCUGCCCUCUCCCAAGCUCGGGAACACCAGCUAUCCUCUGCCACAGAGCUGCCCUCUGGCCCUAGGCCCACACCUCAGCCCCCAGUACCACGACCGGAGCAUUGUGAGGGAGCUGCAGCAGGGCUCAAGGCAGCCCAGGGGCCACCUACUCCUGCUACGGCUCCAAGUGCAGAUGUGGUGACUUGCACACAGGCAGCCCUCCUGCAGAAGCUCACCUGGGCCUCAACUGAGCUGGGCUCUAGCACUUCCCUGGAGACUAGCAUUCAGCUGUGUGGCCUUAUCAGGGCAUGUGCUGAGGCCCUGCGCAGCCUGAAGCAGCUGCAGCACUAAGACCCAGCCCAGCCCACCCCACCCCCGAAAAACCCUCUAGAAAAGUCGCUGUUCCUGUGUGGUUUGUUCUUUUCUUGGUUCUAAGUGUGCAUGUCAGCUCCAGCUCCACUCCACUUUUUCCUACUUUUGGCCUCUCACCUUCCUACCCUAUACUCUCCCUGAAGCCCUGAAAGUUGAGUUUAUAUCUGCAGUCAGGAUGAGUGGUAGGUACAGGGCAGUGUGAUAUCCCCUUUCUGAGGAGGACAUAGCCUUCUCAAAGUCAGGAGCAAGGGGGCUGGACCACCAGCCUUGUCUGUAGCUGCACCCUCCUCCCCCAGCCAGCUAAGCCAUUCAUUGAUGACUGUGAGAUUUGGGAUUCUGUUCCCAGGGUAACUUCUCUCUCUCUUAAGCAUCCUGGUUCUAUCAUGCUGCCUCACCUCAUGCCCACUCCAGUACUCAGACACUGACAGAAAUUGUAGGAACCCCAACUUUGCACGCUAAGAGCCACGCAUGGUUUUGCCCCAAUAUUCUGAUCCCCAUUUUUAGUACCUUUUCCUAGGGAGGGUAAUUGUGAAGGACACCUUGUGGAGAGGGGCAGUAAAAAAGAACCUCCAACGACA
Messenger RNA from Marmota flaviventris (yellow-bellied marmot), 1318 nucleotides. The record is from RefSeq and is a predicted model, not a curated record. Lineage: Eukaryota; Metazoa; Chordata; Mammalia; Rodentia; Sciuridae.